Molecule: messenger RNA, 3118 nt
Organism: Panicum virgatum (switchgrass)
Lineage: Eukaryota; Viridiplantae; Streptophyta; Magnoliopsida; Poales; Poaceae
Exons: 13
Coding region: 78-1223 (381 amino acids)
Cellular component (GO): nucleus; cytoplasm
Molecular function (GO): nicotinamide-nucleotide adenylyltransferase activity; ATP hydrolysis activity
Source: RefSeq, a predicted model, not a curated record
GGAUCCGGAUAAUUCCCCGUCGUCCCGUAGCAGCCCGCAGCCUCGCACAAGCCGCAACCGCGUCCACCGGGAUCGGGAUGGAGAGCUGGGUCCGCGCGGUGGUGGAGGCCAUCCACUCCUCCCGCUCUCAGGCCGUCAUCUACCUCGCCGGCGGCGCAUCUCAGGCGCUCGGCUGGCUCCUGUCCGUGCCCGGCGCGUCGAGCACCGUCCUCGAGGUCGUCGUGCCCUACUCCAGGGCCUCCAUGGCGCAGCUCCUUGGCAAGAUGCCCUUGCAAUUCACCAGCAAGCAGGCUGCAGAGGACAUGGCUCUGGCUGCAUACAACCGAGCACUCAAGCUUUCUGGACCAGGUCUGCAAGUUAUGGGUGUUGGAUUUACUGGGUCACUGGCAAGCUCACGUCCAAAACUCGGUGACCAUAGGUUUUAUGUGUCAACGUGGACACACAAUUGCCUCAGGACAUCACAUGUUAACUUGUCGAAGGGUUUACGGAGCAGAGAGGAAGAAGACAAGGUUUCAAGCUAUUUUUUGCUUAAGGCGAUAGCAGAUACCUGCAGAGUAUCUGCAACCAUUGAGCAAGACAUUCAAGAACCUGAAAUUCCAGAAGAAAGCGUGGAACCAUUUGAUGGAGAUCAAGAGCUCCAGCAAGUUAUAAAUGGGCAAAUUUGCAUGAAAGUCUAUCAUUUUGCUGCUCCACUGGAAAAGAACUUCAGCAGGAAAGUAAUUUUACCUGGUUCAUUCAACCCUUUGCAUGAUGGCCACCUUAGGCUGUUGGAAGUUGCAUCAAGCAUGUGUGAUGAUGGGAUUCCAUUCUUUGAGAUAUCAGCAAUUAAUGCCGAUAAACCUCCACUAUCUAUUUCAGAAAUUAAGAGGCGUGUUGAGCAAUUUAGAAAAGCAGGGAAGAAUGUGAUAAUAUCUAACCAACCGUACUUCUAUAAGAAAGCGGAACUUUUCCCAGGAAGCGCUUUUAUAAUUGGUGCAGACACUGCAGCUAGGCUUGUUAAUCCUAAGUAUUAUGGAGGAGAUUACAAUAGAAUGCUGGAGAUACUUCUCGAAUGUAAAAGCACAGGUACCACUUUUCUUGUUGGUGGUCGAAAGAUUGAAGGAGUUUUCAAGGUCCUUGAGGAUUUAGACAUUCCAAAAGAGCUGAGAGACAUGUUCAUCUCCAUACCAGAGGAAAAGUUUCGCAUGGAUAUUUCAUCUACUGAAAUAAGGAAGAGGCUCUGAUUUACCAAAUAUGGUCAUACUACUAUUCUACAGCAGGUUCGAGAUGAUUCUCCACAACUAUAGAAGGUACAUAUGAAUGUUUGCAAAUAAUUCAUGCGAAUUUUAGUUCGUCGAGGACUCCCCGUGUAUGUUAGUAGAACAUGUAGCAAUAACAUUUUACAUAUGUGAAGACUAUGAUUGAUGAAUGUCAUGUCAACCAUCCAUUUUUUCCCUUAGACGAUCAAGCAAUCUUAGCUAUUAAAGCUUUUUUAUGUGUUGUACUUAUACAAACCCAUGGUGUCACAUUUGAAAGAGAAAACACCAUUCAAUUCUAUGUAACGAUAUGCUUUGUUGAGAUCACAGCAUUGGAGUUUAUUUCAUAUUGAUUGCUGAAGUCAUGAAAAUAUGAUUUUAUCCAUGCAGUAUAUAUACAUUUGGAUGCUAGUAGCAGCCAGGUCUGAAUUCUUCAAGCUCAAUUAGUGUUUCUUCACAUUGUGGGAUUUUGUUCACGAAUCCUUUUGCAAAUUAUGAUGUCUAUCUUCAGGGAGUAUAUUUUAGUUAACUUUUGUCUUGACAGGACCUCUUGGUAUUUUGUUGAGCAAAUUUGAAUCAAUCCUCUUGUAGAACCUUUUGAUGUCUUCACUACCUCUUGCAGCUAGACGGUCCACCUCUGUCUCAUAUCUUUGGUACAAUGCCGGCAAAGUGUGGGCACAUAGAAAUACUGUGGAAGUAAGAAACAUAGACUUGUUAAAUGUAUAGUGACAGUUGGGUUUAUAUGUUAUCUUGUGUGCUUAUCUUGUUAACAGUGACUAUUUUCUGUGCUACUCACCAAGAUAUAGCAGACUUGUGAAGCUGUAAGAACUUCCAAUCUCUGACAAUAUUAGUAGGGACAUGAUGACCUAAAUGUUAGAAACAUAAUAUUGUUAGACCAAGAUUAAAUUAUUGUAUAUUGCACAAAAACUAUUUUUGUUAAACAGAAUUGGCAAAAUAAUGGCAUUGCAGUUGGGUAAUGUGCGAUGUCUAAGUUUUGCUAUAUUCCAAUCGUCACACGCAGGUUGGAACUUUGCAGUAUCCUUCUCUAUAUCUUGUCACUGGAACAAUUGUCACAUGAUUUUUCUUAUAAAGAUAGCUAAGCGACUGAUUGUUCUGUACCAAGAGGAAUUUCUUCAGAUCCUUUCCGCAUGCAAUGUCAUAAAGAGCAGCCACAGUGUGUGCCAAUUUGUAAUGGAUGGUUUCUGCUAUUUGUCGGAAGGAAUGCUCGGAGAUUAUGACUUCGGGGAUUCUCGGAGGGGAUCUGCAAUGCAAAAUUGAAAAAGGAACCCAUACAUGUUCAAGAGUGGUGCAGCGUUUGACCAAAUGAAGAUGACCAACAUGGUAAGGAUGGCUAUCUGGCAAAGGAGCGGGAUUAUGUUGUAUUCGACCACUUCAAACAGGUACCAUAUCAGCGUAGCCCCAAGGAGGACUCCUGCAGAUAAGUUCCUGUCCUUCCACAGCAGAACGUCCGCCACUGCAAGAAGCAAGCAACGCAAUCCAUGACCACAUCGACUCCGGGUAGAAACUCUGGUAAUUCAAAUGAUGCAAGUUAAUUGCCCAGAAAGAAAAGAAGAGCAGCAUACCUUUCCCUCCACCAAGAAGCUUAUGAAUCCACUUGUGCCUAUGAAACGGACCGCCCACUUGCCCAUCGCCGUGAUCGUUAGGAAAAUGAGGAUGCAUGGCUCGGCCUCUAUGAGUUUGGGACAAUUAAUCUCUCGUCUUGGUUUGUCUGAUCGGUCCAUUGCUGAAUGGGCGUGUUUAUAAGCCCUCAAAAUGCUAGUAUAAUUAUCUCAUGUGGCCUUAGAUUGAAGAAAAGGAUAGCUUGAUCCGUAGGGAUUGAACCAUCCAGAGGAAUAAACGAAUAAGCGGCAAGUUUGCUUCAA